Talaromyces marneffei is the source of this 2331-nucleotide messenger RNA. RefSeq lists its product as uncharacterized. Gene Ontology annotation, molecular function: dolichyl-phosphate-mannose-protein mannosyltransferase activity. Gene Ontology annotation, cellular component: endoplasmic reticulum; membrane. NCBI's taxonomy places the organism in Eukaryota, Fungi, Ascomycota, Eurotiomycetes, Eurotiales, Trichocomaceae. The record is from RefSeq and is a predicted model, not a curated record. Gene Ontology annotation, biological process: protein O-linked glycosylation via mannose. Bases 1 to 2331 code for a protein of 776 amino acids. The transcript has 3 exons.
AUGUCGUCUGCACCCACCCUCCGUAAGAGAGGGGGUGCGAAAAAAGACGAUGCCGAACCAGCACCAUCUGAAACCUCCUCCCGUCAGGCCCAGCCUGUAUCCGCCAAAGCAGCGACAAAAGCACCCUCAGAAUGGGAUUACUGGGUUGCUAUGUUUGUAAUGACUGCCUUGGCCUUUGUGACUCGUUUUUGGAUGAUCAAUUACCCCGAUGAGGUUGUUUUUGAUGAGGUGCAUUUCGGAAAGUUCGCUUCUUACUAUCUGCAACGAACCUACUUCUUCGACGUUCACCCUCCCUUCGCCAAAUUGUUGUUUGCCUUCGUCGGCUGGCUGGUCGGCUACGAUGGCAGCUUCACCUUUGAAAACAUUGGCGAUUCCUACAUUACGAACAAAGUCCCUUACCUCGCCUACCGCGCUUUGCCCGCAACUCUUGGAUCCUUGACUAUCCCAGUCGUCUUUGAUAUUAUGUGGGAGUCUGGAUAUUCCUUGCCAGCCUGUGUUUUGGCUUCUGGAUUGAUGGUUUUUGACAAUGCUCACAUCGGCGAAGACCGAUUGAUCUUGUUGGAUGCCUGCUUGGUCUUGAGCGUCGCGUUGAGCAUUCUUUGCUACGUCAAGUUCUACAAGCAGCGCUAUAAUGAGUUUGGUCGCAAAUGGUGGAAAUGGCUCCUUCUGACAGGCAUCAGUUUGAGCUGUGUUAUCUCCACUAAGUAUGUCGGCAUGUUCACCUUUGUUACUAUCGGUUCUGCUGUGCUUGUUGAUCUCUGGAACCUGCUUGAUAUCAAGCGUCCACGAGGAGUUAUGUCUCUCUUCCGGUUCAGUCAGCACUUUGCAGCCCGUGCGUUCGGGUUGCUUAUUGUUCCGUUCUUCUUGUACCUCUUCUGGUUCCAGGUGCAUUUUGCUAUCUUGAAUCGAUCUGGACCUGGCGAUGACUUCAUGACUCCUGAGUUCCAAGCAACGUUGUCCGACAACCCCUUGACCGCCAAUGCUGUUGAUCUCGAAUAUUAUGACAGCAUUGUCAUCCGCCACAAGGACACCAAGGUCUAUCUUCAUAGUCACGAUGACCAAUAUCCUCUUCGUUACGAUGAUGGACGUAUCUCUAGUCAGGGACAACAGGUUACCGGUUACCCUCACAACGAUACCAACAACCAAUGGCAGAUUCUGCCCAGCGUUCCAUUCCCCGAGAAUGACCGUACUGGCCACAAGAUCAAGAAUGGGGAUACUGUUCAGCUACGCCAUGUUUCAACAAACACAAUUCUUUUGACACACGAUGUGGCCUCGCCACUUAUGCCGACAAACCAGGAAUUCACCACAGUGUCCCAGGAGUUAGCUGAUGGAGAGCGCCACAGUGAUACCCUGUUUGAAAUCAAGAUCGAGAACGGCAAGCCGGGACAAAAUUUCCGUUCGUUGUCCGGUCUUUUCAAGUUGAUCCAUGUUCCUACCCGUGUAGCAAUGUGGACACAUACUACUCCUCUCCCUGAAUGGGGACAUAAACAAGCGGAAAUCAACGGCAACAAGAAUACCUUGCAAUCCAGCAAUAUAUGGUACGUUGAGGAAGUGCCAUCGAUCCCCGCGGGAUCCCCUCGUUUAGAAAAGCAAGAACGUAAGGUUGCUCAGUUAGGAUUUAUCCGCAAAUGGGCAGAAUUGCAACGCGCCAUGUUCUUCCACAACAAUGCUCUUACUAGCGAGCAUCCGUACGCAAGUGAACCAUUCCAGUGGCCAUUCCUUUUGCGUGGUGUCAGUUUCUGGACCAACGCCGAGACAAAGGGACAGAUUUACUUUUUGGGUAACCCUAUUGGAUGGUGGUUUGCUAGCAGUUUGUUGGCUGUGUUUGUUGGUGUUAUUGGAGCCGAUCAACUAUCUUUGCGACGAGGCAUUGACGCCAUUGAAGAGAUCUGGGGACCCGGAGCUCGCAGCCGCCUUUACAACAGCACUGGAUUCUUGUUCCUCUGCUGGGCAGCUCACUACUUUCCAUUCUGGCUGAUGGGUCGUCAACGUUUCCUGCACCACUACCUACCCGCCCAUCUAGCAUCAUGCCUUGUCGCGGCAGCUCUGGUCGAAUUCAUCUUCACCCUUGACCCUAUCGCUCCCGCCAAAACCGACUACAAAGCCGACCCCACUGGCCGAGGUCGAUUGAUUCUUGGACGCUUCCGUACUUCCAAAGAGCGCUUGGGUAGACAGUCGUUGUAUGCCGGUUGGGCCGCUACUGUUGUCAUCUUGUCCGCUGUUAUCUACUCGUUUGCUUACUUUGCGCCAUUGACGUAUGGUACUGCGUUGGAUGUGGAUGGGGUUAAUGCAAGGAAGUGGCUGUCAUAUGACUUGCAUUUUGCCAAGUAG